AUGUCGGACAUACCGGUGCGACCGCCUGCACCAGCUGCACCGCUUCCCCCAGGCUGGACAGAGCACAAGGCGCCCUCAGGCCACUCGUACUACUACAAUGCCGAAUUAAAUAAGUCGACAUAUACGCGACCUGUUGCAGAGGUUCCGCAAUACCAUAAUCCAACGCCGCCACCUGCACCCGCACCCUACAACGCGCCUUCGAAUUACGGCCUUGGCCACGAUAGUCAGACAGCGCAAACUGCCUCCCAGCCUCAGCCUUCAAUCAACGACUUCAUCUUCGCGAGCGCGCCGAAGCAAUUCCCCAAACAUGGCGGGGCGCAUCAACAAGCAAGAGGUGGGCAUCGUGGAGGGAUGCGCGGAGGGCAGAACAGCUUCAACGACCGAAGAAGAGACCGCGAUGAUAGGCCAAAGCAUCGCCAGGACAUACCAAACUGCGCGCCAUGGGUUCUGGUCAAGACAAAGUUCGGACGACGUUUUGUGUGGAACAAGGACACGAAUGAGAGUUUCUGGAAGUUCCCGCCCAAUGUCAUGACUGCCGUUGUCGAGUUCGAUCGGAAGGAGCGCGAAAAGAAGGAACGCAGGGAACGGGGCGAGCCAAGCGAUGUGGAAGAGGAGAACGAUGCUAUGGCUGAGAUCGAGGCGGAGCUGGCAGAAGCGGAAGAGGAGGUAGAGAUAGUCGAAGUGGACGGCGAGGAGGGUAUGGAGAACGAUGAGGAGUAUGAAGAGGUGGAGGUCACGGACGAUGAGGGUGAGGCGUCAGGGCAUGCACAGAAACGACAGCGCACCGAAGAACCGUCUGGAGACCCACAACCCGAGGAAGACGAUGAUCUUGCAUGGCAACUGGCACAAAUGGAGGAGAUGGAGAUGGAUCAGGGCUACGACGAUCAAUUCGACGAGGAGGAGCCUGCUUUGUCCGAAGAAGACUGCAAAGCGCUGUUCAAGGAGCUCCUCGAGGAUACCAAAGUCAGCCCAUUUGCACCCUGGGACAAGAUUAUAGAGGACGGUGUGUUAUUUGACGACGACCGAUACAAGGCUCUCCCGAACAUGGCAGCGCGUAAAGAAUGCUUCAACGAAUGGUCGCGAGAUAAAGCCCAGUUCCUCAAGGAAGAGAAAGCCCGGCAAGCGAAACGAGACCCUCGGAUACCGUACCUGGCCUUCCUCGACAAACAUGCAACACCAAAGCUCUACUGGCCAGAGUUUCGCCGGAAAUACAAGAAAGAACCUGAGCUCAAGGAUACCAAGCUCCCAGACAAAGACAAAGAGAAGCUAUACCGCGACCACAUCAAGCGUCUGGCCAUGCGAUCGUCCGCCCUGAAAUCCGAUCUGUCGGCGCUCUUGCGGGCUCAGCCUCUCGCGCUCCUCAACCGCUCUACAACCAUCGAUACCCUACCCUCCGCCGUACUAAGCGAUCUCUGCUACAUCUCUCUCCCACCAUCGACACGCGAAGGCCUCAUCAACACAUACAUCUCCACACUACCACCCGCACCUGAAGGCGUCGUCUACUCCGCCGAAGAAGAAGCAGAACGCGCGAAGAAGUGGGCCGAGCGCGAACGACGCGAGAAAGCGCUCGCAGACCGCGAGAGGCGUGUUCGUGAGGAGAAGAGAAAGCAAGAGCGCGAUCUAGCCUAUGGGAAAGGCAGGUUACGCGAAGAAGAAGCCGAGAUUGAGCGAGCGAUGAAUGUAGGGAAAGAGGGCUUGAAGAGUUAUCUGAAAGAGUAG
This is a messenger RNA of Alternaria metachromatica, 1719 nucleotides long. RefSeq lists its product as uncharacterized. The transcript is spliced from 2 exons. Gene Ontology annotation, cellular component: nucleus. Lineage: Eukaryota; Fungi; Ascomycota; Dothideomycetes; Pleosporales; Pleosporaceae. Bases 1 to 1719 code for a protein of 572 amino acids. Gene Ontology annotation, molecular function: transcription coregulator activity; RNA polymerase binding. The record is from RefSeq and is a predicted model, not a curated record.